Molecule: messenger RNA, 5352 nt
Organism: Malaya genurostris
Lineage: Eukaryota; Metazoa; Arthropoda; Insecta; Diptera; Culicidae
Product: breast cancer type 2 susceptibility protein-like
Exons: 5
Coding region: 96-5282 (1728 amino acids)
Biological process (GO): regulation of DNA-templated transcription; double-strand break repair via homologous recombination
Source: RefSeq, a predicted model, not a curated record
GUAAAUAAAUCAUUGUUUUCAUUUGUUUUAAACGAACUGAUAAUCAAUUUGAUAUAACUCAGAGAUAUUACUGUGAUAAUUAGGCGUUUGAAAAAAUGGAAGAAGUUCCGGCUAGCCCGGAAGGAGUGAAACCCAGAAAAUCCCGUCGCCUAACCGGCGAAGUUCAACGAAAGACGAGACUGUCUUUGAACCGCGAAAAAGCCCGCGGUAAUCAACAGAAUUGUGUUGAGCCAAAUAGUGCCUUAUUAAAUACUCCGUCCGUUCCGGAAGCUAAAGAGCGAGUUUCAUGUUCCGAGCAAUCCCGGGAUGCCAAUUUGUUUUACCUUGAUGAUAAUACAGAGCCAGUUGUGUUUGCUGAUGAAGAUCCACUUGUGUUUGCUGCGAUUUUGGAAAAGGCCAAUCAAAUUGAAUUAGAAAAUUCAAUCAAGCCUUCUAGGGAGUUUCUUGCUAACGUCAAAAAUAAAUUCGUUAAAAUUGAUGAUGUGAUAGAACCUGCCGACAAUUCUGUGGAACGUAAUCAUCAAAAAACAAAUGAAGCUACUUUAAAAAAGGCAAAUUAUAGUUAUACUCAAUUUGACUUGGAUACGCAAAUGAUUGGCAUUUGUGAAGCAGCGGAUAUCCUGGCCGAUUUGAAAGUUGCUCAAGAGCACGACUUGAAAGAUUGGAGUAGUCCUAUGAAAUUAGAAAAUAGUCCUAGUGCUGUAAAUACUUCGGUUAAAUUGGAACACCCAUCCGACGGUGAACCGGAGCAAUCUGAGUUAAUUUGUCAUUCACCAAUGUUGACCCGGCGCAAAGAUCGUUGGAGUAAUGUGAGACAAUCGUCACUUUAUAAGAAUAAACCAGAUGAUAUUUUACAAUGCGGAACACUUGAAAUCGCACCUGAUGCAAAAGUGACGAGAAACUUUGAUUUCAGCGACGAAUCUGAUGAUGACUUAAGAAUAGACUUCUCGAAAAUUAGGUCUACGAAACUUCGUCAACGCCUUUCAAAGAUUCAAAGCUACAUCGAUAGCCCUCCUCAAGUCGUUAAUAAAACAAGUACUCGAAGGACUUUUUCCGGAAAGAAAUUUUUGAACACCCUGUCGGAAACCCCACACGUAAUCCGCAGGUUAAGCUAUGAGCAAGACGAAAUUUUAGUUCCGAAAGUGGAUCAGGAUCCUAGCUCUGAUGAUGAAAUGGAAAGUCUUGAUGGUCUACAACCCGAUCUUGCAGCUGUAAUCGCGUCACAAAACAGUGUCAGUCCGCAGAGAGAAGAUUUCGAUUCCAGUUUGCUCAUUAAAGCCAACAUCGAAGAACUCUCACAAUUUUUUAAAAAGUCUACCGAAUCUCACGACAAAAAGGAACUUGAUUCCGAAUCCUUAGAACAAGAACCGCCCUUCUAUGGAUUUUGUCCGGAACCUUUUUCACCAAUUUCGCUGGCUUCAAGUGGUUCUCCUCGUACCUUGAACAUUGCUUGGUUGUUUCAUAAUGAAUCAGAGCCUAGUUCUGUUGAUGAAGAUAUGAAUACCGAAGUACAGAAACAGGAAAAUCUAUUAGACCAACUUUUAGACGACGACGAUGAUUUUCUUGUCCAGCUGCAGUCCUCUCCAAAUAAGAAUUGUGAAGUUGAGCCUGAGAGAGACAUCUGUUGUAUCGAGAAAAUGAUGCGAGAAAAACAUUCAUUAACUUCAACUGCAGACACUUCUUCAAAUGAACCGAAUCGGGGUUUGAAUAUUGGCUACAAAUACGACCAAUUUGUUAAUCCCACAACUUUUGGAGGCUUCCAAACUGCCGGUGGCAGUGGCAUCAAGGUGUCAGAAAAGGCAAUGGCGAAAGCUCAGACCAUUUGGAGCGAAGAAGUGGGAAUGUUUACUGAGGAUAAAGUUUGGAUGAAAGCUGUUGAACAGGAAACAUGCGCAUUAGUGGACCCGUUUGUGCCAUCUUCUAGUGGAUCCAAUACAGCGGCAGGAAGCACCAUAUCUGAAUCGAAAAGGGUGCUUGCGAAAGACAGUGAAAAUUUAGUGGAAACGCAUGGUGAUCGGUUCACUGGUGUCGGAUUUCGAACGGCUCGAGGAAAUUCGGUGCAGGUAACGGAGGAUGCACUUGCGAAAGCGCAUUACAGAUUUCAACAAUUGGAUAAGGAAGAAGAAACUUACGAAUGUUCUACGAUUACGAAGACAAACGAAGAGAAGGAAAAAAUCAGAUCUGCAAAACAAACCAAUGUUGGCUUCCAAACAGCUCGAGGAACGUCUAUUGCAAUAACCGAAAGUGCCCUCAAUAAAGCUCAUAUGAUGUUUCGACAAAUGGAACAAGAUUUCAGCGGUGAACAUGAAAUGUUAGAAGCUAAAACUAACAAACCGUAUGACACGAUGUUGAGUGGAUUUCAGACAGCUAACGGUAAAUCGGUGAAAGUUUCAGAAUCUGCUUUAGCGAAAGCUCGCACAAUAUUUCAACAGAUUGAAGAAGAGUCAGUUAAUGUGACGUCGGGUAAAACGAACCUUACAGCAGAUUGCAGUACAAACAUUGAGGAUCAAAGAUCAAAACGGCUUCGAGAGAAUGAAAGUCUUGAUGCGUCAGGAACACCUCUUAAGCGGCGAAAGCCUAAUGGAAGAUUAGAAUUGGAAAUGGCCAAUCGAACCAGUACACCUAAUCUAUCCUCAAAAGGUGUGCCAAAUUUCCAUCCAGUCGAGGAUGAAAUGGAACAUUUCUUUAAAGAGAUGAACGAUCAAGAAUUUCAUAAUUUGUUCGCCUCUGAAGAACCCAUUCCGCGCAGUUCGCGUCCGUUGAAGCAGGUUCGAUUAGUGAAUCGAUUCGAGGAGUGCGACGUACAAAGUCCACCGACGGCUAAUCAGUCAAGUGGAAAUCCUUGGGAUGAUAGUUUUGGGGAAGUUUAUGCAAAACUUGGCAUUGAAUUAAUCGAUGGAUUGAAAGUUGCCCGACAAAUUCUGGAUGCUAGAAAACUGGCCAGACAACGACAGCUCGAGUACGCACAGAAUAAAUCGGACUCAGGACGUAAGCCUAGAUUGUAUGAGUUUAUAAGGAAGAAGAAACUGCGUGACAGAAACACAGUUGAGCAGUUUGUUGGCAAUUUGAAACCUUCACAGUACGACGGUGACCUUCCCGAACGGAUUGGUCUGUUGGAUGCAGAUAAUGUCUCUGGGUUCAAAUUCGACACGAUAAGUUUAUAUGGAAAAAGUAAAUGCAUCGAAAAUGUCGACGGAAUUCCCUUAGACCUAGGAGAUCCAGAUGCAACUGUUCAGUUGCUUCUUGACGAUCACUGUUUGGUGGGACUAUCGGAGUUAAGUUCUGCUUUUUUGGCCACGCCUGGAGUCGAUCCAAAUCUGAUACCUCGUGGAUGGAUCGAAAAUGCCUGGAAAUGGAUUCUAAUCAAACUUUCUUCUAUGGAGCGUAACUUUCAUGGGACUUUUCGGGGCAUCACAACACCAGAGAAUGUAUUCUGUCAAAUGUUAUAUCGAUACCAUGUGGAGAUCGAUUGUGCCAAACGACCUGUUAUACGAAAGAUAUUGGAAAAGGACGAAAUACCGAACAAACGAAUGGUUCUAUUCGUUUCUCGAGUGUUUCGGGAUCUCGAUUCGCUAGAUUUAGAGCUAGAACUGUGUGAUGGGUGGUACGCUAUAAGAACGGUCAUAGAUUCACCUUUAACGCAAGCAAUUUUAAAUGGUAAAAUCAAAGUAGGAACUAAGCUAAUGAUACAAGGUGCUGAAAUAAUAAAUUUGAACGAAGGAGUUUUUCCCUUGGAAGCUCCAAUUGAUGUGCGAUUAAAAAUCCACGCUAACUCCACACGAAGAGCUCGAUGGUCCACAAAGUUGGGAUUAUAUAAAGUGCCGAGUAAUUUUCUCAUAUCCGGAAAUAGUAUUCUUGAUCAGGGAGGACUAAUAGUUUGCUUACAGUUGGUAGUUGUUCGUAUGUACCCCCUGAUGUAUAUGGAUAAAUCGAAGGGCAGCACGGUUCUACGAUCGGAACGGUUUGAACUUCGUCGUGCUCAGGUGAGCGAUGCCAACCGUAUUGAGAACUUUCAAACUCUUUUUAGUCAGGUACAAAAAGAAUUUGAUGCCGAACGAAAGCAAGCAAGUGGGAAUGGUUUGAAGAAGUUACCCCCCAAGUCAUUGUGUUCCGCUGAACUUCCUGAACUGUUAGAUGCUGGCGUUGAUUUCUCAUGUCUGGAGGUUAAUUUCACCGAAACGCAGCGCGACAUUAUCGUUGCACAUCAGCGUCGACGACAAGAGGAAGACAUGAACGAAAUCAAUCGUCGAGUUAGAGAGCGCAUGAGUAGUCAAACUACGACUCGUAAAUCUAGUCCAUUUCUCGUAGUACGUGUCAUGGAUGCACGUAAGCCAGAGAAAGUCCUUUUGUUCUCCAUUAGGCGUCCACCGGAGGAUAUAUUGGAAAUCAUGCAGGAAGGUAACGCACUGGAAGUGACAAAUGCAACUGCAAAUGGUUUCCGAAAUGGUGAAAUUCAGUUAAAUGAUAGCAAAAACUGUUCAUAUCGGGUGUUGAACAGGCAGUUAUACCAUUUACCCGUUAGCCAUUGCCGGACGUUAACGAAAAUAGCACAAAUUGAUGUCUCCAGUUUUCGGCCACCAUUCAACGAGUUUGAUACGAUCGGGAUCGUAGUGCAGAUUGGAGCUGCGGAAGCCAACAAAUUUCAACCAGUUUAUCUUGCGGAUACAGCCAUGAACUUAUUAUGCGUAAAUUUUUGGUCUGGAAUAAAAGAGUACGCAUACGAAGAUGUGAUCAAAGAACGAAUAGUUCUUUGCAUUUCUAACCUACAGUGGCGACCGAAGAACGCUAUGAAUGAGUUACCGGUUUCCUAUGCUACCGAACGUACCACGUUCAGCGAGCAUUCAAAAAAUCGGCUUUUCGCAGACGAGCUUACCAAAUUUCAUACGGCUCUUGAAACUAUGGAACUGGAAAUGUUUUAUGAUGAAUGCUGUGCAAAGGUAGCACAUUUCGCGGAUAGGAAAUUUCCACGAGGGUCUAGUCUUAAUACUCCGUAUCGUGGCGCUGACAUCGCAAACACUUCCAAUGCUUCCACUCCCAUGCGUUCCUUGCAUAAUAGUUUAAAUUUUAUAGCGAAAACCCCCGCAGAUUUUUCUCCCGAUGUCGGUCAACCGAUCAGUGCCCAGAAACGCAAAAUACAGUUACUUGCAGCAACCUACAAAAGUCCACCCAAGUUGACUCCAAUUGUGAUGCGCAGCAGCACACGUGCCCGACGGAAUUUUAAAAUUCCAGCUAAGCUAGAGGAUCGGAUUGCCCAAUCUCGAGGGGAUGAUAUGAUUAGUUAGUUGAUCGUGGUUUUCUUGUUAUUUAAAUCGAUAAGUUGUUUUGAAAUGGAAAUUAAAUAACAUUGUGAUA